AUGUUUAUGUGUGCUGUUACAAAGGCAAUAUUUACAACUGAUGGUGAUGUUUUUUUAGAUGGUAAGAUAGGCAUUUGUCCAUUUAUUACACAAGAGCCAGCAAAAAGAAGCUCUAAGAACAAGAAAAGGGGGGAGUUGGAAACAAAACCAAUACAAUCAAUCAUGAAAGAACACAUUAGAGCAAUGCUUAUCACUAAUGUGCUGCCAACCAUAAGAGCAAAAUGGACUGAAGGAUUGUCAAAGCAUAUUUACAUUCAACAAGACAAUGCCAAACCACAUAUAGCACAUAAUGAUAGAGAAUUUUUAGAAGAGGCAAUGAAAGAUGGGUUCGACAUUCAACUAGUUCAACAACCAUCAAAUUCCCCUAACAUGAAUUUACUUAGGGCUGUGAAUAAUGCUUUUGAGAAUCUAAGUCCACAGUGUCUUAAGUUUGUAUUCAUCACAUUACAAGCAUGUAUUAUAGAGGUGAUGAAAAGACAAGGAGGAUUUGACUAUCAAAUUCCUCACAUGAACAAAACAAAGGCAGCAAGGGAAGGCACUUUACCAAAUUACCUCAGUAUUGACAAACAUUGGUUGUUGAUUCACUUCAACAUUUAUUCACAAAACUAA
This is a messenger RNA of Amaranthus tricolor (Joseph's coat), 609 nucleotides long. RefSeq lists its product as uncharacterized. The record is from RefSeq and is a predicted model, not a curated record. Lineage: Eukaryota; Viridiplantae; Streptophyta; Magnoliopsida; Caryophyllales; Amaranthaceae. Bases 1 to 609 code for a protein of 202 amino acids. The transcript has 2 exons. Gene Ontology annotation, molecular function: nucleic acid binding.